AUGGCAGCCGCCCCGACCGUCGCCGCCGCCGUCGUCGCCUCGUACGUCGUCCUCGGCCGCUUCAUGCACAUCGAGCGGCUCGCCAAGAAGGCGCUGCCCGCGGCGCUCGCCGGCGUCCUCUACUAUCGCUACCGCGCGCACCUCACGGGCGACGCGCCAUCGAGCUUGCUGGCGCUGGCAUUGGACCUCGUUCCGCCAGCAUUGGCCUUUGUCGUUGGCGACGCCAUGGCGCUCCUCAUGCUUAUCUACGUCACGUAUUCCGUGCUGGACCGUCUCCGGAAGGCACGGUACGGCUUCUCCAAGAAGGAGGCGAUCAACAAGGUGGGGAACGCGGCGAUGGCCAUGUUGUCGUACAUUCCAUUCCUCCAAAAGAAGGUGCGCGCCGAGAUUGCCAAGAUCGAGGCCGACAUUGAGCACUCGCUCGCUGAGCAGAGCAAGUCCGCAGUCGACUUUCCCAAGCGAUUUGCGCUGCCCGAGAAGGGCCAAGCGUCGGCGGACGUGCUCGCGACCAUGGUGCGCAUGGUGCAAGGCGAGGACAAGCGCUGGCAAGACGGCCUCGUCUCGGGGGCCGUGUAUCACGGCGAAGACGAGCACAUUGCCCUUCUCAACCAAGCGUAUGGCCUCUUUGCCGUCACGAACCCGCUCCACGCCGACCUCUGGCCGUCGGUCGUGCGCUUCGAAGCCGAGGUCGUUGCGAUGACCGCCAGCCUUCUCAACGGCGGAUCCGCCGACGUCGUCGGGUCGCUCACGUCGGGCGGUACCGAGAGCAUUGUCCUGGCCACGAAAACGCACCGCGACUGGUUCCGGCACGACCAUGGCAUCACGCGGCCCGAGAUCAUUGCCGCCGUGACGGCCCACGCCGCGAUCGACAAGGCGUGUGACAUGUUCAACAUCAAGCUCAUCAAGGUGCCGGUGGACCCGAUCACGUACCGAAUCAAUCUCGACGCGGUGCGUUGGAACAUCUCGGCCAACACGAUCAUGCUGUAUGCGAGUGCACCCAACUUUCCGCAGGGCACCAUCGAUGACAUCGCCGGCCUCUCGCAGAUGGCGACGCAGUACGGCCUUGGCCUGCACGUCGACGCGUGCCUCGGUGGCUUUGUGCUGCCGUUCGCACGCAUGCUCGGCCACAAGCUGCCGCCGUUUGACUUUAGCCUGCCCGGCGUCACGAGCAUGUCGUGCGAUACGCAUAAGUACGGCUACGCGUCCAAAGGCACGUCGGUGGUCCUCUACAAGAACAAGGCGAUUCGCCGCUUUCAGUACUUUGCCUUCUCCGACUGGACGGGCGGUUUGUAUGCGACGCCGACGAUCGCGGGCAGUCGCCCGGGUGCGCUGAGUGCCGCCGCGUGGGCGUCCAUGGUCAAGAUGGGCAAGGAAGGCUACGUGGAGAAGACGCGGGGCAUCCUCGAAACCGUCGACAUCAUCAAGACGGGCAUUCAAGCGAUGGGCGACGCGCUCUUCAUCCUCGGCAACCCGCAGGCCAUGGUCGUCUGCUUUGGAAGCCACGUUCUCAACAUUCUCAAGGUCAGCGACCGCAUGUCCAAGGCGGGCUGGAGCCUCAACGCACUCCAGCACCCGACAAGCGUUCACAUUUGCGUCACUGUGCGCCACAUUGGGAAGGGCCACCAGUUUCUCUCGGCGCUCCGCGAGGCUGUACAAUUUGUCCUCGCCGACCCGGAAGGCAAGCUCAGCGGCGGCAGUGCCAUCUACGGCAUGGCGUCGACCAUGCCCGCGGGGCCUGUCGAAGACAUUCUGCGCAUCUACACGGACGCAACCCAGACCUUGUAGUGCACGAGUACACCUUGAUCAUUUUUAUAUCAAAACGUUUAUCGCAUUUCAAGAGACG
Messenger RNA from Saprolegnia parasitica CBS 223.65, 1843 nucleotides. RefSeq lists its product as hypothetical. Gene Ontology annotation, molecular function: sphinganine-1-phosphate aldolase activity; pyridoxal phosphate binding. Gene Ontology annotation, biological process: sphingolipid catabolic process; carboxylic acid metabolic process. Bases 1 to 1785 code for a protein of 594 amino acids. NCBI's taxonomy places the organism in Eukaryota, Oomycota, Saprolegniomycetes, Saprolegniales, Saprolegniaceae. Gene Ontology annotation, cellular component: endoplasmic reticulum. The record is from RefSeq and is a predicted model, not a curated record. The transcript has a single exon.